CAAAUCGCGAUCGUGUUGACCGUGACUCGAGCGCCACUAGCGGGCUGUUUACUGUGAUUUGUUGAUUUGUUUAGGCUUAGCUUCUUCUCUUAUCAAUUGAACUGAUUAAGUGAAGGAUGACGACCAACAAUAUCGCUUUAUGAGUAUCUUAUUCGGCGAAUUGCCGGUGUGGUAAAAUGAUACUUAGACUGUUCUGGAUCAGUUACUUCCUGGUCUGCCUACAGCUAGUAUGUACUCAAGAGACACAAGAUGGGCCGACAAAGGCUGUAGUUCAAGAAAACUGUUCCCAAGAGCAAUUUCAAUGUGGUGAUGGCAGAUGUAUUCCUCGGCGUCGAAAGUGCAAUGGACGCCCAGAUUGUUUUGAUGGAUCCGAUGAGCCUUCUGAUUGUCCUCCUGUGACAUGCCGCUCCCUUCAGUUCAUGUGUGCUGUAACAAGGAAAUGUAUUCCACAAGGCUGGACCUGUGAUGGUGAACCAGAUUGUGGUCCCAAUGACAAUUCAGAUGAAGAUCCUUUAGACACAUGCUUUCCAGAAAACAACUGCCCAGCUAACUUUAUUAGGUGUGGAUCAACUGAUACGUGCAAGCAGAUUCAGUUAAUGUGUGAUGGUACACAUGACUGCCCAAAUGGUGAAGAUGAAGGAGAAUUUUGCAAAAACACUACUAUGUGUGACAGUAUCAAAUGUGAAGAUAAAUGCAAGCCAAGCUCUCAAGGCCCAUUGUGCUACUGUGGUAAAGGAAAACAGGCAAAUGGAACUGUUUGUGUUGAUCUUAAUGAGUGUGAACUAGAUGGUUCUUGUGAUCAACGCUGCAAAAACCUUAUAGGCUCCUUUGAAUGCAGCUGUGUCCCAGGUUAUAGAAAAGACGGAAAUUCAUGUUUUGCUAUCAACACUCCAGAAAGUGAAAAUGCAAGCAUACUGCUCACCUCUGCUGAUGAUAUUCGGCGCAUUUCUCUCAAUGGAUCAAUUUGGCCAAAUAGCCACCUCAUUACCCGGCAUCAGACUCAAGCCUUGUCAUUCGAUCACCGCAACCAAACAAUGUGUUUCAUAAAAGAUUACAAGCGUCUUCAGUGUGCCAAUAUUGAUCACUUAGAUCAGCCAUGGGAUAUGCCAAAUCCGUCUAUGUACUCAUAUGAGACUGUAACUCAAUUUGCUUUGGAUUGGGUGUCUGGAAAUUGGUAUUUCCUGGAUGAUACUCAUGAGGUGAUUUUUUUGUGCAAUGGUACACUGCAAGCCUGCACCAUCAUUGUGGAUGUCAACAUUGGCAAACCUCGAGGCAUUGCACUUGACCCGACAAGAGGUUAUAUGUUUUUCACAAAAUGGGGCACUGCUCACCCAAGCCUUGAGAGAUCAUUGAUGGAUGGAACUGAAAGGAAAACUUUGGUUGAUCGACGUAUUGUGUAUCCCUAUGGAGUCACUGUUGAUUUUCCCAACCAGCAUGUUUAUUGGGUGGAUACAUUCUUAGAUUGUGUUGAAAGAGUGGAUUAUGAUGGCAACAACAGGAAAAUGUUGCGAAGAGGUGUUCCAGUUCAGAACUCUUUUGAUGUUGCUAUUUUUGAAAACUAUCUUUACUUGACAAGUUGGAGGAGCUACAGUGUGAUACGUCUGCACAAAUUCACUUCUGAACAUACUAUUAUCAGCAACACCAGCCGACCAUUUUCCAUCAAUGUGUAUCAUCGUCAAAAACAACCUGAUGUUCCCCAUCCUUGCAAAGACAAUAAUGGAGGCUGCCAGCACUUGUGUAUUUCUGCAUGGAAGAAAGGCAAUGCUCAAAAUCAAUGCUUGUGUCAACCUGGUUUCAAGUUAGGACCUGAUCAGAAGUCAUGUGCAGUUGCCAAUCAGACAAAGUUUCUCAUUUAUGGAGCUGGGCGGCCUGGUAUGGUAAAGGGAAUAUCUCUUAAACCAAGCACUAAAAAAUCAGAAGUAACAUACCCAAUUUUAGAUGUCAAUAGAUCUAAAGCAUUAGAUUAUGAUGUGAAAACUCAGUACAUCUAUUUCACACACGCAACACCAAAUAAUAGCUAUGCAAUUAUGCGUCGCAAGGUCUCGGGUGGGAAAAAAGAGGUUCUUCUAGACCAAGGGAUUGACAACUGUGAAGGUCUUGCUGUCGAUUGGCUUAGUGGUAAUAUCUAUUGGAGUGAUGAAGGCCUUCAAGCAAUCAGUGUUGCCCGAAUAGCAGACCCGUCUCAGAGAAAAGUUCUCAUACAAGGGCAGAUGCAUCACCCUCGUGCUAUUGUUUUGGACCCAAGAGCGGGCUUUAUGUAUUGGUCAGAUUGGGCUACAGUGCAGACCCAAAAGGGGAAGAUUGAGCGUGCAGGAAUGGAUGGUAGUAAACGAGAAGCUUUUGUUGUUGAGAAUGUACACUGGCCCAAUGGCUUAAGCAUUGACUACGGUGGCAAAUGGCUAUAUUGGUGUGAUGCAUACCAUGACAGGAUUGAACGCAUUCGAACUAAUGGGAAGGAUCGCAAGGUGAUCUUUGAUAAAGCCCCAAUGGAACACCCUUAUGGUUUGGCUCAUAGUGACAAUUUCCUUUACUGGACUGAGUUUCAGAAUGGAACUGUACAACGUUUGAACAUGACUGAUCUUAACAACCUCACAGUUACCACACUGAGUGUUGAAAACCAUCCUCUUUAUGAGCUACGAGUGUUUGAUAAUAGCACUCAAGAGGGCGCCAAUGACUGCGCAACAAAGGACAACAAUGGAUGUGAUCACCUUUGCCUCAUAUCUCCCUCUGGAUUGGUCUGUGCUUGUCAAGAUGGAUUUGACUUAAUGGGGAAAAAAUGUGUCCACAAUCAGAACUAUACUGCUCCAUUUCAUUGCCAUGCUGGCCAAUUUAUGUGCGCUGAUAAUGUAACAUGUAUUGACCGCCACUCUGUCUGUGAUAAGCGCAAAGAUUGCCCAGAUGGUUCUGAUGAAGAUACUGCCAUAGGUGGUAUUUGUGGGGAGGCUCCACCUCUAGUCCCUGCUCAUUAUGAGCUGGAUUGUGAAACUAACUUUAAGUGUGAUGGAAAUUCCUGCAUCAGAAAUGCAUGGGUUUGUGAUGGUGACAAAGACUGCCGAGAUGGUACAGAUGAAGAUGUUUCUCGAUGUGGAAAUAUAACAUGUCCACCUGAACAGUUCACUUGUAAAAUAUCUGGACGCUGCAUUCCAAUGACUUGGACAUGUGACACUGAGUUAGAUUGUGGAGAAAAUGACCCUUCAGAUGAACAUAGCAAUUGCCAAUGUCAUCCAUCACAAUUCACAUGUGCUAAUAAAAAGUGUAUCCCUUAUGAUCAUUACUGUGAUGGGGAUGAUGAUUGCCAAGAUCAGAGUGAUGAACUCGAUUGCCCUCAAGCAUGUAAUAAUUCAACAAUGUUGUACUGUGCUCACAACAAUCAAUGCUUGCCACUGAGCUUCAAAUGUGAUGGAACAAAUGAUUGUGGGGAUGGUAGUGAUGAGGCUAACUGUCCAACUUCUUUGGUACCCACACACACUUCUCAUUGUGAGCCCUCUGAGUUCGCUUGUAAUGACAGCUUCUGUAUUCCGGCAAAGCUGCAAUGUGACGGCCAAAGAGACUGUCUAGAUGGAUCUGAUGAAUGGUCGUGUGUAAAUUGUCAUGGCCAUGAUUGCCACAAGCACCAUUCUCAAAAUGGUUCUCUGGAGUGUGAACCUCCUGCCCAGUAUUGUGACAACCGCACCAAAUGUAUUCAAAUUGACGAAUUCUGUGAUGGAGAGGCUAAGUGUACUGAUUUAUCAGAUGAAGGAGGCCAGUGUGACCUUGAAUUGUGUGGAUCUUCUUCUGAAUGUUCUCACUUGUGUCAAAAUACUCCUGAGGGUAUUUUAUGUUAUUGUCCUCCAUCCCUGCAUUUGCAACCAGAUGGAUUCACAUGCAGUUUUUCUCACCCAUGUGAAACUUGGGGUGUUUGUGCACAUAGUUGUGAACCAAUUAAAUCCAAACAUAAGUGCAAGUGCAACCCUGGUUACGCUUUGCAAGCUGAUGGGUUUUCUUGCAAAAGCACUGAUAAAGCCACUCCCUUUGUCAUAUUUAGCAACCGUCAUGAACUGCGUGGUGUUGACUUACAUUCGCAAAGCCCGAAGGCUCUCAUUUCCAGCCUCAAAAAUACGAUUGCUCUGGAUUUCUAUCAUUCAGAGACUGAAGACAAAAUCUUCUGGACAGAUGUAAUUGAUGAUAAAAUUUAUCGUGGAACGCUAGUUGGAGGUUCCUUGAGUAACAUAGAAGUCGUUGUUCAAACUGGCCUCUCAACUGCUGAGGGACUUGCUGUUGACUGGAUUGGUCAGAAUCUGUAUUGGGUAGAAAGCAAUUUGGACCAAAUUGAAGUUGCAAAAUUAAAUGGAAGCUUUCGUCGCACUCUAGUUGCUGGAGACAUGGAGUCACCAAGAGCCAUUGCUUUGGACCCUCGCUAUGGCUUAUUGUUUUGGACUGAUUGGGAUGCAAAUAACCCACGCAUUGAGAGGUGCAGCAUGAGUGGAGAUCUGAGAAAAAAGGUGGUUGCUGUGGAUCAAAUUGCUGAUGGUGCUUGGCCUAACGGGCUGACAUUAGACUACCAAUUACAACGUAUAUACUGGAUUGAUGCUCGCUCAGACUCAAUACAUACAGCCACUUAUGAGGGUCAGGAUAUUCGGACUGUCAUUCGAAAUCAUGAAACUUUGUCACAUCCAUUUGCUAUAGCAUUGUUUGACAACUAUGUCUACUGGACGGACUGGAGAACAAAUUCAGUAAACCGUGCUAACAAAUGGAAUGGCACUGAUUUAACAGUGAUUCAAAGAACUCUGACACAACCAUUUGAUAUCCAAAUUCUUCAUCCUAGUAGGCAACCUAAAGGAAAUUUCAACCCAUGUGGCACCAAUAACGGAAAUUGCUCACAUCUUUGCUUGCUAAGUGUUAACAACACCUACAAAUGUGACUGCCCUCAUGUUAUGAGAUUAGAUAAAGAUAACCAUACAUGUGUCGCAGUGAAUGAGCAGGUUCUCCUAUUCUCUCGAGCCAAUGAAAUCAGAGGUGUCGAUUUAAAAAUGCCUUAUUUCCACACAAUACCCACUAUAAGCCUCCCUCAAGUGCUUUCACCAUCACAGCUCGAUUUUGUAGCAAGCACUAAAAAAAUAUAUUGGACUGAUGUGCAAGUCAAUGAAGUAAAGCGCACAGGCCUUACUGGUGGGGGUGCAGAGAGUAUUAUUGAUACAGGCAUUGAUUCCCCUACUGGUUUUGCGAUUGAUUGGAUAUCGGGGAACAUGUAUGUGACUUCUGCUGGUCCCUCAUACAAUCAGAUAUUGGUUUGCAAUUUGGAAGGAGAAUACAUAAUUACUGGAAUAAUAACUAUUCCAAAUAAAGUACCAGAAAACGAAACAGCUUCAUCUCAUCCUGUAACAACACAACCCACACCUUCAAUAACAACUUUGCCACCUUCAGAUUACGGAGAGAAUCAUGAUAGCACGGAGUCUGAUGGAAAAUUGACAAAAUCUGAGCAUGCUCAAAUUAAGUCAUUAGCUCUAGAUCCUACAAGAGGAAAAUUGUACUUCAGUCAUGUUCGGGGAACAACCUACAUUAUUGAAGAAGCCAAUAUGGAUGGAAGUGGUCGUCAUACUUUGGUCUCUAAAGUAGAGGAUGUGGCAAGUGUUGCUCUUAGAAGCUUGUCUAUGGAUUUGGAUGAUUGGCGUUUAUAUUGGGUCAAUGUUUGGAGAAAAACCAUACAGUACUAUGACUUCAAAAGCAAGCAGACUCUGGAUGUCCCGUUGAAGCAAGAAGCUGUUCCUACUGCUGCUGUUGUUUAUCAUGGGUUUUUGUAUUAUGCUGACUUGCAUGACAUGGCUAUCCAUAUGGCAAACAAAACCUCUGGACUUAAGAAUGACACUGUUCUUCGAGCUAAUACAAUUCAAGUCAUGUCUCUCCGUAUAUAUGAUCCUGAGAUUCAGCAAGGCAGCAAUACUUGUAAGGUUAACAAAGGAAAUUGUUCACACUUAUGCCUCCCUAUCUCACCUACUGAACAUGUGUGCCGUUGUGGAACUGGUUAUAUAGUUGACCCAACUGAUCUCACAAAGUGUAUCGGCAUUGAAUCUUUCCUCCUUUACUCAAUUAACUGGGAAAUCAAAGGACUUUCCCUGAAAGCAGGAGACAACACAACUCAGGUAUUGGGUCCUAUAUCCCGAGUUUCAAUGGCUGCAAGUGUAGACUUUCACGCAGAAUCUGAAUACUUGUAUUGGGCUGACAGUGAUCAUGGAUCAGUUACACGUAUUCGUCGUGAUGGAACAGGGCGCAAAGUGGUAGUAGAGCAUUUUGAAUCCAUGGAAAUUAUUCCUAUGGACUGGUUGACUGGAUUGGCUGUUGACUGGAUAGCAGGUAACCUAUAUUGGACAGACCCAAAGGUUCAUGUGAUUGAAAUGUCCAGGUUAGAUGGAUCAUUCCGCUAUGUAGUAGUCACUGGUGGGUUGGACAAGCCUACUUCGGUAGUUGUUGAUCCAGUGCAAGGACUUUUGUUCUGGAGUGAUGCUGGUAAACAACCUCGUAUUGAACGAGCUGCCUUAGAUGGUUCCAACCGGAAAGUCCUUGUUAACAUGGGCAUUGCAGCCAUCAAUGACAUAACUUUGGACUUCGAUGGGAAGAAAAUUUAUUGGUGUGACUCAAGUACCCACAAAAUCGAAAGAGUAAAUUAUGAUGGCACGGACCGUGAAGCUCUCCUGGAGCGCUCACUAGAUUCUCCGUAUGCUCUGACUGUAUUCAACAACUCUCUCUAUUGGAUUGACACAACUUAUGAGAGAGGGAGUAUUUUGUCAGCUCCUUUGGCCAACCUCUCAAACUUUUCAGUCAUGCUGAAGGACAUUGGUGAUUCUCUUAAGGACAUUCAGGUUUUCUCCAAGUUGAAGCAGAAAGGCACAAAUCCUUGUGCUAUUAAAAAUGGUGGAUGUGCAGAGCUUUGUUUGUACAAUGGAACACAUCCAGUUUGCGCUUGUGCUCAUGGGAAAGUUGCAAGCGAUGGUCAUUCAUGUGAAGACUAUGACAGCUUCCUGCUCUACUCCCGCGUUCUGCGGUUGGACAGCAUCCAUAUGACCAAUGAAAAUAAUUUAAAUGCUCCAUUCCCAAGCAUCCAAUCCAAAGAAUAUAUGCGAAAUAGCAUUGCUCUUGCAUAUGACUACAAGCGGAAGCUCAUUUUCUACUCUGAUAUUCAAAGAGGAAGCAUCAACAGUGUUUUCUUUAAUGGCACCAACCACACUGUCAUUAUUGAGAGGCAUGGUGCUGCAGAGGGGUUGGACUAUGAUGCAUCAACUAACACUUUAUAUUGGACUUGCAACAAUGAUUUGACUAUUAACAAAAUUAAUCUUACAACGAAUAGCUCUAAGGUAGAACAAAUCGUCAAGCUCAAAGAAAAUGACAAACCACGUGGCAUAGCUGUAGAUUCGUGUGAAGCGCGCGUUUACUGGACAAACUGGAAUUCAGUACACCCUUGCAUUCAAAGAGCAUACACCAAUGGUUUUGAUGUAGAAACAAUUAUUUCAACUGACAUACGGAUGCCUAAUGGUUUAGUUUUAGAGCACAGCACUCAAAAGUUGUAUUGGUGUGAUGCUCGUUUGGAUAAAAUUGAACGUGCAGAAUAUGAUGGCAGCAACAGAGUUGUGUUAGUAGAAAUAAUCACACAUCACCCGUUUGAUAUUGCGGUCUAUGGCAAUUAUCUGUUUUGGACGGAUUGGGUGCUUCAUGCAGUCCUCCGAGUUAACAAGUUUUCUGGUGAUGAUGUAGUUGUUCUUCGAAAAGAUGUGCAGAGACCAAUGGCUAUUGUUGCCGUGACAAAUGACACAAAUGACUGUGCAGCGAAUCCUUGCAAGGUCCUUAAUGGUGGAUGUGCACACAAAUGCAGGUUAAAUGUGACUGGUAAUGUUGUAUGCAGCUGUUUCCCAGGGUCUGCACUUCUCCCUGAUGGCAAAUUAUGCUCCAAAAUCUCUGGAGAGUGUACAUCAUCUUCCUUCACUUGUUCCAAUGGUAGAUGUAUUCCUUACUAUCUGACUUGUGACGGUAUUGAUCAGUGUGGUGACAACUCGGACGAAGCACCCCAGUACUGUGGCCAGAGAAAGUGUCGUGCGGGCUAUUUUACAUGCAUCAAUAAGCGUUGUAUUCCAAUGAAUCAAACAUGUAACCACAAUAAUGAUUGUGGGGAUGGAAGUGAUGAAGUGAAUUGUUCGUGCUCCGAUAAAACUCAUUUCCAAUGUACUCAUGGUGCUGCUUGUAUCAAUGCUUCAUAUGUUUGUGAUCGGAGUGCAGACUGCCCUGACGCUAGUGAUGAAAUGAACUGCCCUAAACCAAAUUGUACUGAGCACCCAGGAUUGAUUAAUUGCAACACAACAACAGCUUGCAUCAAUCCCUCAUGGAUUUGUGACUCUGAAAAUGACUGUUGGGACAACUCAGAUGAAAAAGAUUGUCCAUCAACCAGUCCUAGUUCACCUGCUCCAUGUCUAAGCCCUCACUUCCAGUGUAAGAAUGGUAACUGCAUUCCAAAUAACUGGCGCUGUGAUGGUGAUGACGACUGUGGUGAUAGCAGCUCAACUGGACCAAGCUCGGAUGAGACUGAUUGUGGGAGUAUGUGUAGAGAUGACCAGUAUGAGUGUACGAGUAAAGAUUGCAUCCCACUUUCGUGGCAGUGUGAUGGCACUCCAGACUGUCCAGAUGGCUCAGAUGAGGACCUCAAGUGUAAUGCUCGACCAUGUACCCUACCAAAUUUCAAAUGUAACUCUACUGUCAAAUGUAUCCCUGCGAUAUGGGUGUGUGAUGGUGAGGACGACUGUGGUGAUGGCUCAGAUGAAACUUCAAAUGACCAGUGCCUGCGCAGACCGCCCGCUUGUGCCGACACGCACUUCCAAUGUGCCAAUGCCAAAUGUAUUCCUCAGGAGUACUACUGUGACGGGCAAAAUGACUGUGGCGAUAAUAGCGAUGAACCAAAACUCUGCGGCCUUCAAGGCUGUAGAGAUAAUGAAUUUGCCUGUCGCAAUGGAGCCAAGUGUGUACUAGCCGCUUGGACCUGUAAUGGUGUGGAUGAUUGUGGAGAUAAUUCAGACGAAGAGGGGACAUCAUGCCUUAAUGCAACAAAUAGGUUGUGCGAAGGACCUCAAGUGUUCCACUGUGAUAAUGGUCUUUGUGUGAAUGAAACGCUCCUGUGCAAUGGGCAGGAUGAUUGUGGAGAUUUCAGUGAUGAGCGCCUUUGCAACAUUAAUGAAUGUGAGCAAAAUAGUACUUGUGCUCAUACAUGUAUCGACAAAAAAAUAGGAUACGAAUGUCAGUGUCAUCCAGGAUAUAAAGUCAGUCCUAGAGAUCACAGACUAUGCCUGGAUGUUGAUGAGUGUUUGGAGUCACCUUGUAGCCAGAAAUGCCGCAAUACUGUAGGCUCGUAUGUCUGCUCUUGUAACAAUCGUUAUAUUCUGAGACCUGAUAAACAUUCCUGCAAAGCAAACUCUGGUGAUGAAGCAAAGCUCCUGUUCUCUAACCGUUAUUAUAUCAGGGAAAUGGAUUUAGCUGGUAGAACAAGCCUUAAAGUUCACAAUCUUACAAAUGCAGUUGCAUUAGACUUUGAUUGGGAAGGAAAAUGCUUGUAUUGGUCUGAUGUAACAGCAAGUGGAAGCACCAUAAAACGACAAUGUGGAGGAAAUGCAACUCAUGAGGUUCUACAUUCGGCUACACUUCAGAACCCUGAUGGAUUAGCUGUUGAUUGGGUUGGCCAAAAUCUUUAUUGGUGUGAUAAGGGUUUGGACACUAUUGAAGUAUCCAAACUGGAUGGUCGAUAUCGGCAUAUUCUUAUUAACUCUGGCCUUCAAGAACCACGAGCUAUUACUCUGGACCCUCAUCAAGGCUAUAUGUACUGGACAGACUGGGGAGAUCGCCCGUACAUAGGGAAAGCAGGCAUGGAUGGUUCGAGUUUCACCGUCCUUGUGAAUGAUUCCCUUGGAUGGCCCAAUGCGUUGACUCUAUCAUAUGAGACUAAUGAACUGUUUUGGGGAGACGCACGUGAAGAUUACAUAGCAGUCUCGGACUUAGAUGGCAAAAACAGAAGAGUUGUGAUGAGUCGUGCCAAGAAUCCAAGACUCAUGCUACACCACAUAUUUGCCCUUGCAGUUUUUGAAGAUUACUUAUAUUGGACAGAUUGGGAGACCAAAGCUGUUGAAAGAUGUCAUAAGUACAGUGGCCAAGACUGUAAACGUCUUGCCAUUAUGGUACAUCGUCCAAUGGAUAUACAUGUUUAUCAUCCCUAUCGACAACUUCCAGUUACCAAAAACCCAUGUGCCAAUAAUGGAGGCUGUUCCACUCUCUGUUUACUUCGACCCAAUGGCGAGCAUCAAUGUGCUUGUCCAGGAAAUUUUGUACUUGGUCCCGACAACCGCAGUUGUAUUGCAAACUGUACAUCUGCCAAUAUUGUUUGCAAAAAUACCUACAAAUGCAUUCCGUUUUGGUGGAAAUGUGAUGGCCAAGAUGACUGUGGUGAUGGUUCAGAUGAACCACCAAACUGUCCCAAGUUUGAGUGCACUCCAGGACAAUUCCAGUGUCGUAAUACCAAAUGCAUCCAUCCAUCUUAUCUUUGUGAUGGGACUUCUGACUGUGGAGACAAUUCUGAUGAAGAAGAUUGUGACAAGUACACAUGUUUGAACACCCAAUUUAAGUGCCAUAGUAAUGGAACUAUAUCUGACCAUUGCAUAGCUGGUUCAUUACGCUGCAAUGGCAAGAUAGAUUGCCCUUUGGGGGAAGAUGAGAAGGAUUGUCCUCCAAAAACAUGCCAACAAGAUCAAUUUUCUUGCCAAGCUGAUGGAAAAUGCAUACCUCAUGUUUGGGUGUGUGAUGGCGAUGAAGAGUGUGCCGACGGUUCUGACGAAAGGGACUGCGAAUCUCGCACCUGUUCCGCAGACCAGCUUCGGUGCAGCACUGGUCGGUGCAUCCCGAAGGCGUGGCGCUGCGAUGGAGACCGUGAUUGCCGGAAUGGAGAGGACGAGCCCGCCAAUUGUUCGAAUCCUGAGUAUCACACUUGUGAUCCCACCUACUUCAAAUGCAAAAAUAACAAAUGCAUCCCGGGGCGUUGGAAGUGUGACUAUGACAAUGAUUGUGCAGACAAUUCAGACGAAGUUGGUUGUGAACCCCGUAAUUGCAGUGAGUCAGAAUUCAGGUGUUCCGAUGGUAGAUGCAUAGCAGGUAUGCAGAGGUGUGAUGGUGAAUAUAACUGUGAUGACCACACAGAUGAGAUGAAUUGCAAUCGCACCUGUAGUUCCAAUGAGUUUCAGUGCACAUCUCCACAGUAUUGUAUUUCAAGUACUUGGAAAUGUGAUGGUGAUGUGGAUUGUAGUGACGGUUCUGAUGAAACUGACUGCCCCAACCAAUGUCCAGAGAACAAGUUGCAUUGCUUGAACAAACAAUGUGUUUCUGCUUCAUGGGUAUGUGAUGGUGAUGAUGACUGCGGUGAUGGCACGGAUGAAACAAAUUGUACAAAGUGGGCAUGUGAACCAGGGCGCCACAGAUGUUGGAGAAAUGAAUCAGUUAUUUGCCUCCCUGGAUUCAGUGUGUGUAAUGGAGUUUUUGAUUGUGAAGAUCACUCAGAUGAGAGAUUUUGCAAUCAAAGUCACUCCAUAAAGGGUGACUGUAGUCAAGGCAAUAAUUUUAUUUGCCUCAAUAAAAAUUGCAUUCCAAGCAGCUUAAUUUGCAAUGGAAAGAAUGAUUGUGGUGACAACUCUGAUGAAAGUGAUUGUUCACCUUCACCAUGCAAGUUUGGCACAUGUUCUCAACUGUGUGUCAUUAAAAAGCGUGGUAAUAGUACCUUCGCUGCCUGCAAUUGUCACUCAGGUUAUACUCUUGCAUGCUCUAAUGGGAACAAAACAUGCGACAAUGCCAAUAAAACUUGUGUAGCCAAAGGUCUUCCUGCUCAGAUAAUUGUUGCAACAGACACAGGGUUAAGAAUUUUUGAUAAACCACACGUAGCUCUUGAUCUUAUGACUAGCUCAGGAAAACUUGUAUCUGCAAACAAAAUUGAAUCCAUUGAUGCAUUUUGGAAUCCUCCUAAGCACACUAUUAUCUUCUCUGACCAUCAUUAUCGCAGCAUAAAACAUGAUAAUCGUACUCUGAUCUCACAGUUGGAUAAUCCUCGUGGUGUGUCUAUUGAUUGGAUACACAAGCUAUUGUUUUGGGUUGACUCUGGAACUCCAGCCGUAAUGGUUGCAAAUUUGGAUGGGACUCGACGUGCUACGCUAAUUGAAACAGAUUUAGAGGAACCUCAUAGCAUUGUGGUGGACCCUCAAGAAGGGAAAAUAUUCUGGACAGACUGGGGCAAAAAGGCCCGCAUUGAAAGCGCACAAAUGGAUGGACAUGGACGACAUACAUUAGUCGGAGACCAUGUAUUGUGGCCUACUGGCCUAGCAAUGGAUUAUCAGGCCCGUCGCCUUUAUUGGGUGGAUGCUAAGAAACUUACAAUAGAAGCUGUAGACCUUGAUGGUAAAUUUAGGAAGAAUGUCAUAACGUUCCCUAGAGGUACAAGACCAUACAAAAUUGACGUCUUUGAAGAUAAGUUAUUUGUCAGCUUAAGUGCCCAGAAGACAGUCAUGGUGAAACGAUUGGACAAGUUUGGUCGUUUUGGCGUGAAUGGUACUGUACUUUACCAGGGAGAGCAGCAACGAGCUCCAGAUAUUGUUGUGCUACAGGAGAACAAGCACCCUCGGACAUCACUAAAUGUAUGUCAGAAAAAUCCUUGCCACCCCUCUGCUCUUUGUGUUCCACAAGGCAACCGCCCAGGUACCACUAACAGAACAUGCUUAUGCCCCGAUGGCUAUUUAGCAACUGUUUCCAGUGCUCUGAUGGUUGAAUGCAACCUCAAACCAAAAGCAGCAGAAAAAUGUGAUGUGAAGUGUAUCAUGGGUAAAUGUCAAAUAUUUGCUGAGGGUCCUCGUUGUGUGUGUGAACCCAUGUAUGGUGGAGAGCAUUGCAAUAGGUAUCUGUGCUCUGAAUUCUGUAAAAAUCAAGGCCGCUGUGAUGCUGUGGUUGAGUCAAAGCUAGGAAAAGCAGUACCUAAAUGUACCUGCCCACCACAGUGGACUGGAGAGCGUUGUGAAAUUCCACUAGCUAACUGUGGUUGUGAAAAUGGCGGCACUUGUAUCCCUGCUGGCCAUGGAGCGGUCUAUUGUGCUUGUCAACCACAGUUCACAGGUCCUCGCUGUAAAGAUUGUCUAACUUUAAAAUGUGGUCCCAAUGGAGCGUGUUAUCUUCAAAGUGAUGAGCCUAAAUGUAACUGUUCCAAUGGAUACACAGGGAAAAACUGUGAGAUUUCAAAAUGUGUUGGCUUCUGUAAAGGAAAUAGUACAUGUAGAAUGACAAGCGGUGGUCCUAAGUGUGUUUGUGCUCCUGGCUUUACUGGAGACAAAUGUGAAAAGGAUAAGUGUAAAGACUUCUGUAAAAAUGAGGGCAAAUGCAUAGCGGGAAACAAGAAACAGUUUUGUCAGUGUGGACCGAAGUUUGCUGGUCCUUUGUGUGAAAUAGAUCUAUGCAACUGUUCUUGUGACGACAGGGAUCAGCAUUGCCUUUGUGUGUUCCCCCCACCAGAGGAGUGCCAGUCUAAUUCUGUUCAGAAGUGCCGUCCAGGGGCGUGCAAAAAUGGCGGCACUUGCGUUGAGAGCCGCGGGAAUCCUGUUUGCCGAUGCCUUGAUGAGUAUAACGGUCCUGAAUGCGGAACAUACUAUGGAACUAAUCAUGCAUGUAUUAACUAUUGCAAAAAUGGAGGAGCAUGUCAUCUCGAUGGCAAAGGAAAUGCUUCCUGUUCUUGCCUGGAUGGUUGGUUUGGAUCAAAGUGUGAUCAAACUUCACAUUGCAAACCAGGGUAUUGCUUGAACUCUGGCCAUUGCCCUGAAACAGAUGGCAGUCCUCAACCAACCUGCAUAUGUCCUGUGGACUUCACUGGCAAACGUUGUGAGAUUGCAGUGACGGGAAGCUCCCCAUCAUCCAGUGAAGGCAGUGGAACCUCUGCUGGUGUCAUUAUUUCUGUAACAAUACUAAUAAUUUUGCUGCUUGGAGUAGCUAUUGCUUAUUACGUAACAAAACGGAUUCGUCGAGGAGGUAAAUCUUUCCUGCAUCAGCGCAUGACUGAAAAUGUUGAAAUCAGCAAUCCUAUGUAUCUAAGGGAAGACCUUGAUGAUGAUGGUGAUAAUUUUACUCUAGACUCUAUUGUUAAGGGUAAUUUCUCCAAUCCUAUGUACGAGUCAAUGUAUAAUUCUGGUGCAUCUACUGCAAGUGGCACAACUAGUGAGGAGAAGAAGGGUCUCCUUCGUGGAGAUGAUGUCCCCUCACAGCCUCACCCACUUGCUGGAAGGGAAGAAUUGUGAUGGGUGUUCUGUUAGUGAGUAGAGUUAUCCUAUAUGUGAAAAAAGUCAAAUGGAGCUAAUUAUGGCCUGUAUGAAGAAGUAUUUUUAUAAGGUUGGACAGUGAAGUGUGAGUCAAGAAGCACUUGUUACCCACUUGUGCUCAUACUUGAGGUAGCGUUUAUUUUCUGUUAUGGCUAUGAGGCAUUGGAAUUCUUUUGCAUAUACGAGAGGUUCUGUAUCAAAACCACUAAUUAGGAGACAAUGUAGGUUUUGGUAUUGUUCUUUUUGUUUUUAAUCAACUAAAAGGUCAAAAGUUACAAUAAUUUUCUAAUAUUUUCAAUUUACUUUUUAAAAAAAAAUUAUUUCAAUACUGUAUUCCCCUCCCCCCCAAUCCCAAUUUUUUGGUGUUCCAUGUUUUAGUGCAGAUUUGUUGGAAUUCUUUUUUAUGAAUCAGAACCUCUUAAACAGUGUGCUGUUGAUCUGUGCUGAGCCAGAGGGUGCUACUUUAAAUUAUAUUUGGCAUGCUGGAUCGCAUCAUACUCAAUGUGAUAACAGGGCCUGGGUAGCACUUAUGUGUUGCCAGAUGGGAAGUGGAUUUUGACGGGUGAUAAUGUGGGUAGUUAUAUUAGUUUUCCUUGUGGUAAAAGGAUAUGCAUGAAUCAAUAUUUAUUGGUGUUAAGCUAUUAGUCAUUAAUUUUUUUCUGUGCCAAUGUGAGUGUAGGUACUGAUUUUAAUCUUUCAAGAAACUAUCUGUUAUUGUUUCUUAGCAAAUGACUGGCUGUUAAACAGUUUUGUGGUAUUAUUGCCACUUGAGACGCACUUUCUUGCCCUUUUCUUAUUUUCAACUGUUGAAGAAGUGCAAGUCGGUUUUUAAAUCAUUUUCUUAUCUCUUAGUGCUUUUUUUUAAUUGCCUCUGUGCCAAGCUUUGUAAUAACUUUUAUGUGGUUACUCAGAGAAGUGUAUUACCUUAUCUUGUUGUUUAUGUUAGAAUCUUAUACAGGAUUUUGCUCACAUUUUUGAGGUUUUUGAUUCUGUUUAUGGUACUUGCGACUGGCAAAAAGAUGUGUUCAGAGUUUUUGUUCCUACUCACACGCAGAAUAUCAUAUUUAUUUGUCAGUAAUACUCAUCUUAACGUUCUUCCUCAUAUUUUAUGGGAACUUUACACCCAUAUUAACAGCAAUAUAUGCUCUCUGUUAUAAUUUUUAUUUCUAUUGUAAUUUUAAAUAGACAAAGAAGCAGUUUCCAUUUAUAUUGGUCCAGAAAUCCAUCCGGUUACAGUGGGGACUUGACAAAUAUUAAGAAGCAUUUUAGUUUUACCCUGUUACCCGUUUGUGAGUUUUUAUUGGUUGUGUCUGAACUAGUGUUACCCAUGCAAAGUUAAUUGUUGUGAAUUUUCUUUUAAAACUUUGCAUUCUCACCGUCCUGAAUAUUUUGUACCCUGCAGAAGUAGCUCAGCUUUCAAAUUUGAGUCUUCCCAUUAUGAAGGCUGUAUAGACUGCUUUCAAUAUAAAAGCGUGUGCAUGUGGCAAUAGUUCAAUCACUUUGCCUGUGUGCUAUUUUGAUUUUUAAGUAGAGAGUUGUAUUGAAUCAUAUUAUGGACAUGUUCAUGGUGGCGAGAGUGCUGCUCAUGCCUUUCGAAAUCCAUCCAUUUUCUCAAACCGUCCUCCAUCAAAUUUUCGUGGAAAAUACUCUUGUUGUCAUUACAAGACAGACAAGAAAAGUCCUGUUUUAUCAGUUCAUGACGUCCUCUGCACUUUAGUCUGAUAAUUUGGCAUUCAUUUUAGAAUGUAGUUUGAUAGUUCUUCCAUAAAGACUUUAUUUCCGUAUUGAGCUAUCAUGUGCUUCUUUUUAGUCAAUAUUUAUUAUAUUGUGAUUGUCUUGUGAUUUACUUGACUUGUGUUUUUUUGUGUUAAUUUGAAACUGCACAAAGCUGUUCUUUUAUUAUUUUUAUUACAGUACUUUGCUUCCUCCCUCAAAUUGAUUUACUCUUAGAAUCUUUGUUCAGUUGUUGCAUCAACAAAUACAUAUCGAGUCACUUCUAAUGUCAGGCAUUGCUACAUUCCAAUCUCUCUAUGCUCCUGAUGGAACUUUGUAGUUAGUUAUUAUGAUAUUAUUUUCUUGCCUUUGCCUCUUUGAAGGCCCUCCCCUAACAGUUUGACCUUUUCAUGUUCAUCUCCUUUUAAAAUGUAUCUGUUCAGUUCUGCCAUGUUUUUGAACUUCAUGUAGCUAUUAAGUUUAUAUUGAGCAUUCAUUUAAUUAUCAAGGAGAAAUGUAUGAUGGCUAAUUGUUGGUAGCUUAUUAUAUAUGCAAUAUUUUAGUUAAGUUUUACUCUUAUUUUAUGCUUGUGAAAUAAGACAAUGCAUAUUUUUAGUUAGUUUCCUUUCGUGAACUGAAACAGAAGUUUGUAACUCUGCAUUCCACUCUGUGUUGUGGGAAGUUUAAAUUGAUUUGCAUCCUAAGAUGCUGGUCUUCUUUCUGAUUUUGUUUCCUGACAUUGAAAAAGUAUCCAUGCUUGUGCUGGGUUUGUUGUGCUCAGAAACUAGGUGUAAAGAAAAUGAGUGGUUGCGUCAAGCUAGUCAGUCUUGCCCUCUUGUACAAAAUUUCUCUUGCUAAGUAAGUUAUUUAAGAAAUUUGCAUUUCAUUCAUGGUUGUCAAAAAGCUGCUAGUAUUUUAGGUCCCGUCACUGGUUCCAGCUUGCUGCGUGUUAUCAGUGAAAUGGAAUACCCAUAUCAUUUAUUGUUUGCAACAGGAAGAUUCUCAUCUUAAAAUACUGUUUUAAAGUGUUCCUUAGUUCCAUAGUCAGCAGCAGCAGAACUGUGGUCACCUCCAUUUCCCAUAAUGAUAAUAAUUGCUCUCUAUCUGUAUGUUUUCUGGGUUGUCCCCAGCAUUCCACAGUGGUUUUCUCAAAUGCUGAACUGAAUAUCUCAUAGAAUCGAAGCUAAGUAUAAGAAUAUGCACCUCAUCAUGUGCUAGUGCUGUUUGUUGGUCGACCUCAAUAAUAUUUUUAUAAUAUGACUAUGUGGGAACCAGAAUUGACAUGCAAAAUGUAACAUUUUUCAAACGCGCAAUUUACGAAUUUUAUAUACCUGGGAGAGAUGUUAUCUGUUCCUUUGUUUGUGAAUAAAUGUGAUUGUCACAAAGGA
This is a messenger RNA of Thrips palmi, 17440 nucleotides long. It is a transcript of the gene LRP1, whose product is annotated as prolow-density lipoprotein receptor-related protein 1. The record is from RefSeq and is a predicted model, not a curated record. Lineage: Eukaryota; Metazoa; Arthropoda; Insecta; Thysanoptera; Thripidae. The transcript is spliced from 60 exons. Gene Ontology annotation, molecular function: calcium ion binding; protein binding. The coding region runs from base 177 to 14318 and encodes 4713 amino acids.